UGGACUAUAAUAAACAGUCUCGGUUACUCCAGUCAGUAGUGCCCGGGAGAUAACUCUGUGGGGAAAAGUGUUUCGUGAAGACAGGUGAACGAAAGAAAGUUGCCAGUAUCGUAAACAGUUAACAAGAAAGAAACAUUAAACAUGACGGAGGUAUCAGAAAAUCAAGUUAGAGAUUCGGUGAAAGAUUAUUACGGUAAAACAUUAAAAACUUCUGAUGAUUUACAGACGCCAGCUUGUUCGACAGGUGCCAGUCGGAUGUCAAAAUCCGUGAAGAAGGCUUUAGGUGAAGUUCAUGAUGAAGUUACAAUGAAAUAUUAUGGAUGUGGUUUAGUAAUACCAGAGAAAGUGGAAGGAACAAGAAUAUUAGAUUUAGGUAGUGGAAGUGGUCGAGAUUGUUUCGCUUUAAGUAAACUGGUUGGUGAAGAUGGUGCUAUUGUAGGAUUAGACAUGACAGAUGAACAGUUGGCUGUAUCGAGAAAGUAUAUUGACUACCAUCGUGAAAAGUUUGGUUAUAAGAAAGCGAAUACAGAAUUUGUGAAAGGUUAUAUAGAAAAGAUAGUUGAAGCUGGUUUAAAAGAGGAAACUUUUGAUAUUAUUGUAUCCAACUGUGUUGUGAAUUUGUCUCCUGACAAGAAAGCAGUGUUAUCAGAUGCUUAUAAAGUAUUGAAGGUUGGAGGAGAGUUGUAUUUCAGUGAUAUUUAUGCUGAUCAUGAUGUACCUGAAUCGGCCAGAAAACAUGAAGUACUCUGGGGUGAAUGUAUAUCCGGUGCUCUAUGGUGGAAGGAGUUAUAUAGAUUAGCUGAAGAAAUUGGUUUUAGUCAGCCUAGACUAGUAGCAGCUACACCAGUACCCAUAGAACGAGAAGAUUUUAAAAAAGUUUUAGGUGAUGCAAAAUUUGCCUCAGUAACCUACAGAUUAUUCAAAUUACCUGAGAAACGAGAAGCAGCAAGACAAGUUAUAUAUAACGGUGAUAUUACAGAUCAUGAAAAAGAACUGAAAUUUGACUUCAAACAUUCUUUUAAGACCGGAGAACCAGUUGCUGUAGAUGAAGAAUUGAGCACUAUUUUAACUGCUUCAAGAUUUAAAGAUGAAUUUGAUUUCCAACCAUGUUCUGCCAGUAAAACUGGAUGUUGUCCUAACAAAGUUGAUAUGGUUAAAGAUCCAUUUGUUUAUAUGACUGAAUUAGAAUCUAGUGGAGAGACUCUUGCACCAGCGUGUUGUCCUACUUCAGAUAAAAAAUGCUGCUAGCUAAUUAUAUAUAGGUUUACACAUUUAACUCAUAAAUUUCAUCCACACAAAAUGUGCUUCAUUAAUUCAGAUUUGGUGGUGAUGGCCCUAAAUUACUUACUUCAAUUUAUGAUGUUCGUAAUAAAUACUAAUGUUGGUAAUAAAUACUAAAGUUGGUUAUAAAUACAAAUGUUGGUAAUAAAUACUAAAGUUGGUAAUGGAUACUAAAGUUGGCAAUAAAUACCAAUGUUGGUAAUAAAUACUAAUGUUGGUAAUGAAUACUAAAGUUGGUAAUAAAUACUAAAGUUGGUAAUAAAUACAAAUGUUGGUAAUAGAUAAUAAUGUUGGUAAUAGAUACUAAAGUUGGUAAUAGAUACUAAAGUUGGUAAUGAAUACUAAAGUUGGUAAUAAAUACUAAAGUUGGUAAUAAAUACUAAAGUUGGUGAUAGAUACUAAUGUUGGUAAUAAAUACAAAUGUUGGUAAUAGAUACUAAAGUUGGUAAUAGAUACUAAUGUUGGUAAUGAAUACUAAAGUUGGUAAUAAAUACUUCAAGUUGGUAAUAAAUACUAAAGUUGGUAAUAAAUACUAAAGUUGGUAAUACAAUCAUUCUGAUUAAAACACAGAUCCUAUUUGGUUUUGUUUUUUAUAUUUCAAUUUUUCGUUUUACUUGCGUUUGUCCAGAACUGUGGUUAAACCACUAGAAAUGUCAACGCUGAUUGAUUAAUCAAUGUCUGAUGUCAUAGGGUCAAAAGCUGCUCGAACGACCCCUGAAACGACCUUCGAGUACAACUUGUCAGAUCUUCAUGUAGCUUAGACCAUUGAAAGUAUAAAAAGACGAAACGAAAUAUAGAUCUGUAUUUCAAUCAGAUUGUAAUAAAAUAACACAAAUUUGUUUUAAAAUUUGUAGUUUGUGAUAUAUUUAGUUACAACCAGAACAGCAUAAUGGUCAACAUUAUUUUUAAAAUUAACUUCCAAACUGCUCCAUAUUUUGUUUUGUGUAUUUACAAAUUGUUACAAACUUUUCAAUUUUAAUAAAAAAAUCUUCUAUACUAGAAA
Messenger RNA from Patella vulgata (common limpet), 2284 nucleotides. RefSeq names its product arsenite methyltransferase. The record is from RefSeq and is a predicted model, not a curated record. Lineage: Eukaryota; Metazoa; Mollusca; Gastropoda; Patellidae. Gene Ontology annotation, biological process: toxin metabolic process; arsonoacetate metabolic process. Gene Ontology annotation, molecular function: arsenite methyltransferase activity. Gene Ontology annotation, cellular component: cytosol. The transcript is spliced from 10 exons. The coding region runs from base 142 to 1248 and encodes 368 amino acids.